Molecule: messenger RNA, 354 nt
Organism: Gongylonema pulchrum
Lineage: Eukaryota; Metazoa; Nematoda; Chromadorea; Rhabditida; Gongylonematidae
Source: the annotation of a GenBank genome assembly
AUGGAACUGUUGUUGUAUCGUACCGUAAAGGUAGCGCUGAAGCACGGAAUGUCCUCAGAGCAUCGCUGGGAUAUAUCGGUAUCGGGUUUCGUUGCGGAAGCACUUGGACCAGUGAAAUAUAUUGGUGUUCCAUUUGGCAGCCAUAUCGCUUAUUUCCUGUUCUGGCUAAAUAUUUGUUUAUCACUUCUAACGUUAAUUAAUUUGGCUGUUAUAUUUGGCGCUCAGCAUCGAGCUCUUACUAGAACAACGCCAAUAAGUAGCUUGAAGUGGAUUCGUGUUUUUCUCAUCUCUACAUAUAUCUUUGUUCUUCUACAAGCGGUACGAUUAUUUUUUCUUUGCCAACAUAAAGAAUAA